CCACGAGAGCCUUGUGUUGCAAGCUGCCUUGCACCCACUCCUCGUCCACUGCGCCUCAGGCCGCCUACACUCGCUUUCUGGCCUCAUCUCCAUGCUCUUGCAAUGACCCUCUCCCUCUAGUCCCAUCGAAUAUCGAGCAUCUCCUCACACAUUUGCUAGGCGCCCAGCCCCCUCGAACUCCAUCCUAGCCUGCCCCGCCCAUCUCACGACCAGAGCCGCCAGCCUCAUUGCGAACCCGAACCGCGCCCAAUUUAUCCCACAAUGUGUCUCUUCAAAGUCAGGGCGGAAGAGGACGUCGUGGUCCCCUACCGCGUCCACCGCCCGCGAUCGCCCUCCCCGCGCCGCCGAUCCACCCAGCGCGUGUCUCGCACCGAAAUCAUCAGAGAAUCGCGACCGCAGUCCUCCGCCUACAUCGUGCCCGCCCCGCAGAAGCACUACCCGACCAUUCCAGCACCCCAGCCCGUGCCCGUCUUCGUACAGCCGCCCCCGCCGCGCCCGGCUUCAAGUCAUGGGGGCCGUCCGCAGUACGUCGAGGUCAGCCCGCGCUCCAGCGUGACGAGCGCCACCCACAGCGACUAUGUGAUUGAAGAGCGCGAGGUGCGGAGGGAACGGAGGGACUACUCUCCUCGAAGGAGAAGCCCGAGUCCGCAGUAUGAGACGUUCCGGUAUAUUGACCCGCCUGAGCAGCGCUAUGCGCCGCGCGAGAGGAGCAGGAGUCGCGACCGGAGGAGCUACGCGGACGACCGCGGGAUUGUUCGCGAGACGAGGGAGAGGGUGCUGAUCGUGGAUGACGAUGGGAGGAGGAGGCGGGAGUAUCGCCGGUAGAGGGUGGUAGCUCAGAUGCCGCAGUGGAUGCGGAGGUGCAUUUCCAGGAACGAGGGCCACGGCUUGAUGACGUUACGUCGAUGCUUCUUAUAUGAGAUAUUCUCGCAUUUCCGCUUCUUUGACAGGCGCUUUGGAUAAUCUACAUUUUCUGCCUUACAUACAUUACUUUGCCUUCCGAUCUCAAUAAAAACGCCUUCCAGCCCUA
Molecule: messenger RNA, 1030 nt
Organism: Mytilinidion resinicola
Lineage: Eukaryota; Fungi; Ascomycota; Dothideomycetes; Mytilinidiales; Mytilinidiaceae
Exons: 1
Coding region: 262-825 (187 amino acids)
Source: RefSeq, a predicted model, not a curated record